AUGGCUCCAGGCAGCAAGCCGACGGUUCCCAGCUCUGUGCACUUGGGACAGAUCCAGGUGCAAAAGAAGCUGGGUGCAGGAUGCUUUGGAGAGGUUUACAAGGGCUUUCACACGGGCCUCAAAGCGGAUGUCGCCAUCAAGUUCGAGGCGGUGCAUAAUCAGUCGCCGCAGCUUUGCCACGAGGCAGAGAUGCUGAAGCUGCUGCAGCCCGGGGACUUGCAAGGCUUCGCCAGGUUCUUCUACUUCGCGGAGGAGGGCAACUACAACUGCCUGGCCAUGGAGUUCCUCGGGAAGAGCCUUGAGGACCACGUCCAGAUGUGUGGUGGACAGUUCUCCCCGAAGACUGCGUGCCUUGUGGCGCAGCAGGUUUUGAUGCGCAUCGAGUACUUGCACUCCCGAGGCAUCGUGCAUCGAGACAUCAAACCGGAGAACUUCAUGUGGGGCGUCGGGCCGAAGGUGCAUCACCUUUACCUCAUAGACUUCGGGCUGAGCAAGAGGUACUGGGACAAGCGCCAUGUGAACAGCUCGCAGAAGCUGAGCCUCACCGGCACUGCAAGGUACGCCUCGUUGAACGCCCACCGCGGCAUGGAGCAGAGUAGACGUGAUGACUUGGAGGCAAUUGGCCACAUGCUCAUGUACUUCCUGCGCUCCUCGCUGCCUUGGUCGGGAUUGGAGGCGAGAACCAAAAAGGAAAAGUACCAAAAGAUCAAGGAGAAGAAGGAGUCCACCAACCUGGUAGAGUUGUGCGAGGGCCACCCCACGGCCUUCCGGACCUACUUGGAGUACGCCCGAAAGCUGGGCUUCAAGGACCGGCCGGACUACGUCAUGCUGCGGCGGCUCUUCGUGGAGCUCAGGGCCCAACUCCAGAAAGACCAGGGCAAGCCCAUCGAGGACUGGCACUUUGAGUGGUUGGAAGGCAAGGAACACGAAGAGCUGGAUGCUUUGCUGCCCUAUGACGACUUGAAGCAGCCGGAUGACGAGGCUGCCCCGGAGCGGCCGCGCAGCCUUUGCUGCUUCUGCGGCGGAUCACAGGUUCGCAACUAG
Molecule: messenger RNA, 1044 nt
Organism: Effrenium voratum
Lineage: Eukaryota; Dinophyceae; Suessiales; Symbiodiniaceae
Source: the annotation of a GenBank genome assembly